Messenger RNA from Bufo bufo (common toad), 1358 nucleotides. It is a transcript of the gene JMJD4, whose product is annotated as jumonji domain containing 4. The record is from RefSeq and is a predicted model, not a curated record. Bases 148 to 1347 code for a protein of 399 amino acids. Gene Ontology annotation, biological process: protein hydroxylation; negative regulation of gene expression; positive regulation of translational termination. The transcript is spliced from 7 exons. Gene Ontology annotation, molecular function: histone H4R3 demethylase activity; sequence-specific DNA binding. Lineage: Eukaryota; Metazoa; Chordata; Amphibia; Anura; Bufonidae. Gene Ontology annotation, cellular component: cytoplasm; nucleus.
CCGCACCUCACGGACCGUUACCGGGAACUACACGGACGAUGAUCCUGGAGACACCGCCUCUAACGUCAUCCGUCGUACCACGUGACCAGUCUGUGUAGCCGGGAAAAGUGACCGACCGGGAACCAGGAAGAACGGAACUAGCGUCUUAUGGACGCGGUGACGGAGCCGGUUGCUCGCCCCGCCAGGAGCCGUAUUGACCGCCUAGAGGACCCGGACACGUUCAGCUACCAUGAAUUCUUCCACAAGUACAUGGUCGCCAACGCUCCGUGCCUCUUCUCCGCUGAGUUCACCCGGUCGUGGAGCAGCCGCCGCUCAUGGGUCACCGCCGAUAACAACCCCAACUGGGAUCAUCUGCUGCAGGUUUUUGGAGACGCCAUCGUUCCUGUGGCAAAUUGUGACGUGAAGGAAUACAACUCCAACCCUAAAGAGCUCCUCCCCCUCCGAGAAUACAUCGCCUACUGGAGAGACUAUAUCAAGAAUGGCCACCACUCUGCCGGGGGGUGCCUCUAUCUGAAGGACUGGCACAUGAGGAGGGAGUUCCCGGACCAGGACGUGUACGACACUCCAGUUUUCUUCUCAUCUGACUGGCUCAAUGAAUACUGGGACGCUGUGGGCGUGGAUGACUACCGCUUUGUCUACAUGGGCCCCGCCGGUUCCUGGACUCCCUUCCACGCGGACGUCUUCCGAUCCUACAGUUGGUCGGCGAAUAUCUGUGGGCGUAAAAAGUGGCUGCUGUUGCCGCCCGGCCAGGAAGAAGAUCUUCGUGAUUGCAGCGGACACCUUCCAUACGAUGUGACGGCGCUGUCCCUCCAGAACCGCUGCCCCCCACCCCUGGAGGUUAUCCAGGAAGCCGGAGAGGUCAUCUUUGUGCCCAGCGGCUGGCACCAUCAGGUCUACAAUCUGGAGGACACCAUCUCCAUCAACCAUAACUGGGUGAACGGGUGUAACGUGUCCGUCAUGUGGAGCUUCCUGCAGACGGAGCUGAGCGCCGCGCAGAGAGAGAUCAGCGAGUGGAAGGAGACGAUGGACGACUGGGAGCAUCACUGCCAGCUCAUCCUGAAAUCCUGCACUGGAAUCCAUUAUAAGGAGUUUUACACCUUUUUGAGGAUCAUCGCUGAGCACAGGAUUCAAGCCCUACAGGACGGACAUGAGACCCUGCAGGGCCCUAACGUGAUGGCUCCAGGGCCCCGACAUGUACAGUUUGAUCUCAGGAGGAUUGUAGAGACUUUGAUGUUAUUAAUGGACAAUAAAGACUUCCAGAAACUGGACACGGAAACGUUACGGCCCCGGCCCGAAGAUUUACUGCGCGAGCUGGAGCUUGUGAUCGGCGGGAUUGUAACCGGAUGAAGCUGUCAAUA